Miscanthus lutarioriparius is the source of this 267-nucleotide messenger RNA. The record is from the annotation of a GenBank genome assembly. NCBI's taxonomy places the organism in Eukaryota, Viridiplantae, Streptophyta, Magnoliopsida, Poales, Poaceae.
AUGCGGCUGCGCGAGCUGCUGGCCUGCGCGCACGCGUGCCGCGGCCUCCGCGAGGCCGUCGCGGGGGACCCGCUCCUCUGGCUGCGCCUCGUCGUGGAGCCGCGGCUCAGCCACCGGAUCACGGACGAGGCGCUCGUCGCGUUGACGGACAGGGCGCAGGGGAGGCUCCGGUCACUCCACCUCCUCGGGUGCGCCCGCGUAUCCGACGCCGGCCUGCUUGCGCAUCGUCUAGCGCAACCCCGACGUCACCGAGUGGGCAUUCCAUGA